AUGAAUCCGGACCCGAAUUUUGGGCCCCCGGCCGGCGCCGGCGGCGGCAAUCACAACAGCAACAACAACAGCAACAGCAACAGCGCCGGCGGCAGCGCCGGCGCGGUCAACACUCGCAUCUUCGACGUCUACGCGGGCGACGCCAGCAUGCCUCCGCACAUGAUGGACGUGCUAGCGUGCGACGCGGUCGCCGGGGGCGCGGCGACCGCGGGCGCGGGCGUGGGUGGCCUCGUGCUCGAUGACGAGGAGGACACCGAUAGCGCGGACGAGUACGAGUACGAGCGGCGGGGCGCGCGCCGCGGCCUCGGCGCGGCAGGCCGCGCCGGCCCCGUGCCGCUGAUCAACACCGGUCGCGGCCAGAUCCAGGUCGACGUGCCGAGCGACCCCGCGGCCGCCGCGCGUCACGUGCACAACCGCCCCGCGCGCCUGGACCUCGCGCCGCGUGACUUCGCGGAACAGCCCCUGCCGCAUGCGCAGCCGCAGCAACUGCCACAGCCGCUGCCGCAUGCGCAGCUGCCGCUCCAGGCCACGCAGCCCCCGCUGACCAAUACCGACAUCUGGUCCGUGCCCGUGGAGAACGCGUUCCUGGCCGCGCUGCGCAUCAUCCUCAAGAAGGGCACCGCCAAGAUCAAGCUCAAGGACCGCAACUACGGCCGCAACGAGCUUAUCUCCCUCUUCAUCCACCACCGCGUCGGCGAGUACCGCGCCAAGAAGCAGAUCUCGUCCCACAUCCAAGUCUGGAAAAAGUCAAUCCUCAACAAGCUGCAGAACGGCUCGCAGAUCACCGACUACGAGCGCGAGCUGCUCGACCUCAUCGAGCACGGCCCUCCCCAGACCCCCGAGAACGAGCGCGCCUUCCACGCCGUCUUCUCAGAGAUCCUGGACGGCCCGCUCGCGGCCAGCCGCCACAGCUCCUCGGUCUCCACCUCCUCCUCGGCUUCGCCCUCCAACAUUCCGAUGCCCCUGCACGACGCCAUGAUCUCACCACACGGCGCACCAGCGCAUGGCGCGGGUUCUGCGCUCAUGGCGGGCGCGCCACCCGCGGGAGCGCUCCCGCACGGGAUCCCACACAUAACCAUGUACGACCCACGCAUCCCCUCCGCCGCCAUCAUGUCUGCGCCACCAGCCUACUUCCCGUGCACCGGCGCCGGCCCGGGCCUGGCGCAGUUGCCCGGCUCGCUACCCGGCUCGGCCGCCACGGAGCCGCUGACCCCGCUGGAAUACGCGCGCAGGGUCUACGGCAAGCUGCGCUCCUUCAAGUGCGUGCCGGUCAACAUGCACGACUACACGUACCCGUACACGGACGCGCCCAGCGCGCCUCUCGUGCACAGCGACCAGCAGACGCUGCAGGCCGCCCAGGAGGUGGCGGCGCAGCAGCGGCGGCUAAUCCAAAACUUAUAUUCUUCGCAACACAUAUACGGGCCGGUCCCGGCGCCGGACUUCGGAGCGGAGCAGCCGGAGUACUCGGGCUACGACCGCCACUCGUUUGUGCCGCCUAACGCCGCGCAGCCGCCGGAGCAGCCGCUGCGCCGGCGGUCGAUGAGCCGCGAGGACACGCCGCAAGACGAGGGCGCAGGGCCAGGCGCGCAGAACCCUACAGACGAGAGCUGA
Messenger RNA from Lachancea thermotolerans CBS 6340, 1611 nucleotides. RefSeq names its product Tec1p (gene TEC1). Lineage: Eukaryota; Fungi; Ascomycota; Saccharomycetes; Saccharomycetales; Saccharomycetaceae. Gene Ontology annotation, molecular function: DNA-binding transcription factor activity, RNA polymerase II-specific; RNA polymerase II cis-regulatory region sequence-specific DNA binding. The transcript has a single exon. Gene Ontology annotation, cellular component: transcription regulator complex. Bases 1 to 1611 code for a protein of 536 amino acids. The record is from RefSeq and is a predicted model, not a curated record. Gene Ontology annotation, biological process: regulation of transcription by RNA polymerase II.